UUCUCUCUCCCCAACGCGCGAUUUUUCUCUCUAAAAGCCCUAACCCACGACGGCGACUCCAAUCGAUCUUCCUUGGGUUUUCUCCGGUGAUCUGUCCGGCGAAGUGAAGGUUCUGGCUGAGGGCUUCGAUAUACAGCAUGCUCUGAGGCUGUUCCUCGGUGAAGUUACUUGGAUUAUGAAAAAAAAGUCAAAGGAUUGUUGCGGAGCAAGGAGUGGGGCAUUGAGGAGUUGGAAAAUUUUGGGCAUAUUGGAGAGAAAAGCCAAACGCAGGAAGUUUUUAGGCGUGAUCACGAAGUAGGAAGAAUAAAAAUUGCAAAAAGGUCCUUCGGGGUAAAUUAGCAAUUUUAGAAUUGUUUGGUUUAAAGUACAAAGGGGAUCUAAAGAGAUGAAUUGAAAAGGAGAGUUAGGGCCAAUAAAGAAGGGAAAGAAGAAACGCAAAACCACGAUCUCCCCUACAACCCAUUUCUGAAAGAGAAGAGAAGCAAAUGAGGAACUUUAGAGAGCAACGCAGAUGAACUUCCGGGCACCUUUUUCUUCAUUUCUAGAAUUGGUUUGUUGUCAAUUUUUAAACUUGAAGGCAUGAUGAACUCUUUGAUUUAUUUUAUGUUUUUAAUUGCUAUGAUUUGCGAGUAGUUUCAUUUCUAGUGUAGGUAUGAAUUGAUGUUCGGGAUUGAAAUUGUGAGACUUGGUUUCGAUUAAAAUUGGUGUUCAUCGAUGUUGGGUAUUUUUAAUUCUUCUAAUUGAUGAGUUUAGAAAUCUUGAAUUGAUUAUUGCGCACGUAUCAAUUUAGGAUUUCAUAUCUAUAUUGGGGAUUGGCAUAGGUAAUUGUGUAAUUUUCCAAUUGGCGUAGCAAACUAGAGAAGAACACUCUAGGGAAUAAUUAAAAUCAAUUUUUAAAACAUCCUCGUAGGAGCUUGUUAAAUUGAGUUGGGCCUUUCUAUUUUUUUUUACUACUGUUGAGUUAGAAAACUACGGUCAUACCUAGGAUUCUUUCCCGAUUAGAGAAAUAUCUAACGGUCGUACCUUAGCUAUCGAAAAAGUAAGGAAAGGCUGGUUGUAAAUGUGUGUAGAUCAACUAUAACCAAUUUCCAACUAGUUGAUGAAUUUGACUUUUAGUCAAUGAUCAAAUUUUAUAUCCCGAAUGAAAAAUUCAUGCCUAUGCUAGAGUUUAAUCAUAUUUGGUAAACCGCUAAUUUUGCAUUCUAGUUAACUUGCAUUUAUUGAGUAAAUUUUAUUCUUCCUUAUUUAGUGUGAUAAUCAAAUCCCCCCAAUAUAUAUUAAUAUAUUUAUAAUCAAUCAAAUAGAGAAAGAAUUAGUGUUUCCCUGCGGAGACGACCCUACUCACUACUGCUAUACUGCAUAUUGUGGGACGUAGGAAUUGAUAUUUUAUUUGCAGCUGUGCGACAGGCUAGCAAUUUUGGUGCUGUUUCCGGGGAACAGUAUAAGAAGUUUUGAUAUUUGGUUGUUUCUUUUAUUUAUUUAGCUCUAAUUUUCACUUAAUGGUUUCUAGCAAUUGAAAUGAUUGCACGCCGUUUGAGGAAAGAAGCUAGAGAGUGAAAUGAGUCGCCGGAACCUGACUUAGCUAUCCAACUGACUGACACUUCUAGUUCCAAAGAGAGUGAAGAGGCCAAGGGAGUUGAAGAAGUUGUGAUACAUCCAAUGGAACGACAAAGAACUCUUAGGGAGCUAGCUGCUCCCGAUUUAAUUCAGCAUCCAUUGUGUAUUACUUUUCCUGCUAUAGCCGAUAAUACAACAUUUGAGCUUAAAUCUGGACUAAUACAUUUAUUGCCGUCUUUUCAUGGCUUGGCAAGGGAGGAACCACACAAGCACUUGCAGGAAUUCGAUGUGGUGUGUACAAGCGUAAAACCACCAGGAAUCACUGAGGAGCAGAUAAAACUCCGAGCUUUUCCAUUCUCCUUGAAAGAUGCAGCUAAGGAUUGGUUGUUCAACUUGCCCGUCGGGAGUGUGACCAUGUGGAUGGAUAUGAAGCGCAAGUUCCUCGAAAGGUUCUUUCCCGCAUCCUGGGCUGCGAAUUUGCGAAAAGAGAUUUGGGGCAUCAAACAGAUAUCAUGGGAGUCUUUAUACGAGUAUUGGGAUCGAUUUAAUAAGUUAAUUGCUAGAUGUCCGCAACAUCAGAUUUCUGAGCAACUUUUAAUUCAAUAUUUCUACGAAGGACUAACUUCAAUUGAAAGGAGGAUCAUCGAUGCUGCUAGUGGAGGAGCUCUCAUAAACAAGACUCUGAAAGAAGCUUGGGAAUUUCUGAGCGACAUGGCUAUGGACUCUCAACAAUUUGGGCUAAAGGAUGUCGUGGGAGUGAAAGAAGUUGCCAAGGUAAGUUCCCCUAUGCAACAACAAUUGAAUGAAUUAACUGCUUUUGUGAGAAAACUUGUUGUAGGGAUCGCUCAAGUGAAGCCAUGUGGGAUUUGUGCGAGUAUUGAGCAUCCUACGGAUGUUUGUCCUACAUUGACACAAGAGGUCGAAGUGAAUGUUACAGGAUUUGCACAAAGAAGGGCUUAUGAUCCAUAUUCAAACACAUACAAUCCAGGAUGGCGAGACCACCCCAAUUUUUGAUAUGGAAAUCAGAAUCAGCAAUCCUUUGGACAAUAGCAAACACCGGGUUUUCAACCACAUACACAACAGCAGCCACAAAGGACCAUGCCUCGAGCUUCCAUUCCUGAUAACUCCUUGCACGAUAUGGUUAAAACUAUUGCCUCUAAUGUUUUGCAAUUUCAGCAAGAGACAAGAACAAGUAUUAAAAACUUGGAAGAUCAAUUGUGUCAAGUUGUAAAGGAGGUGCGGUAUAUGAAAGAGAGGGAGAAAGGCAAGCUACCGGCUCAAACCCACAUGAACCCAAGCAAUGUUAGUUCAAUGGUCUUACGAAGUGGUAAGGAGCUAGAAGGUCCGAAGGUUGUCGCACAAAAAGAGAAAGCUGAAAAGGAUAUUGAGAAGGAGAUUGAGCCAGAAGUGAACAAAUCAACUGAUCAGGUGAAUUAUAAACCUCCUAUUCAAUCAAAUGCUAAUGUUGUUCCAUUUCCUCACAGGUUAGCAAAACUGGCUAUGAGCGAUAAAGACAAGGAGAUCAUGGAGAUAUUUAAGAAAGUAGAGCUAAGUAUUCCUAUGCUCAAUGCAAUUAAGCAAGUCCCCCAUUUUGCGAAAUUCCUAAAGGAUUUGUGUACCAAGAAACAGAAGUUGAGAGGGGACGAAAAGGUGCUAGCUGAAGAGACUAUGUUCGCGGUGCUGCAAAGAAAAUUGCCACAAAAGUGCGGAGAUCCAGGUAUGUUUGUAGUCCCGUGCAAAAUAGGUAAGAUAACAGAGCUAUGCUAGAUUUAGGUGCAGCCAUUAAUGUUAUUCCUAAGUCUAUUUUUAACUCUUUGAACAUUGGGCCCUUGAAAGAAAUGGGGAUAAUAAUUCAACUAGCUGAUAGAACUAACGCUUACCCCGAAGGAAUAAUUGAGGAUGUUCUUGUGCAAGUGAAUAAGUUAAUAUUCCUGGUUGAUUUUUAUAUUUUAGAUAUGCAUGAUGAUAAUUCGCCUAAUCCUUCAUCUAUUCUUCUUGGACGACCUUUAUGUGCACCGCACAAACAAAGAUAGAUGUUAAAACAGGGACACUGACCAUGGAGUUCGAAGGUGUAAAGGUUCAUUUCAAUAUUUUUGAUGCAAUGGGGUAUCAUGUGGAGCCUAAUACCUUUUAUUGUGUAGAUGUCCUUACUGAAAAUGUGCAGGAAGACUUUGACUUGAGUGGAAAGGAUGAAUUAGAGGUUGCACUUACAAACUGCUUGGACAUGAACUCUAUGGAUGAAUUUCCCAUAAGUGGUGCAUUGGAAGAAAUCAUUCUAGCUUUGCAAUCUCUCACACCUGAACCAUUAAGGUAUGUUGUUGUCAAUUCAGUUUUAACAAAAUCUGAUAAGGGGUUGUUUUCGUCUGUUGUGCAGGCCCCGAUUUUAAAAAUGAAGCCAUUACCAGUAAUCAUAUCUGUUACAUUGUCUUCUAUCCAAGAAGAAAAGUUAAUCCAAAUUUUGAGAGAGCACAAGGAGGCUAUUGGAUGGACAUUAACUGACAUCAAGGGCAUUAGCCCAUUUCUUUGUACCCACAAGAUUGUGCUUGAGGAAGAUGCCAAGCCGAUAAGGCAAGCUCAAAGACGGUUGAAUCCUGCUAUGAUGGAAGUUGUGAAAAAAGAGAUCCUGAAGCUCUUGGAUGAUGACAUUAUCUAUCCAAUCUCGGAUAGCCAAUGGGUGAGUCCAAUUCAUGUUGUCCCAAAGAAGGCGGGAGUUACUGUAGAGGCUGACCACGAUGGUAAGUUGAUACCGGUUCGGAAACAAACUGGUUGGCACCAAUGCAUUGACUACCCUAAGCUUAAUUCAGUAACAAAGAAAGAUCAUUUUCCAUUACUUUUCAUUAAUCAAAUGGUUGAGAGGUUAGCGGGAAAAUCUCAUUUUUGUUUCCUAGAUGGAUUUUCAGGUUAUUUCCAAAUUGCUAUCGCGUUGGAGGAUCAAGAAAAGACGACAUUCACAUGUUCUUUUGGCAUAUUUGCUUAUAGAAGAAUGCCAUUUGGCUUGUGCAAUGCCCCUGCGACAUUUCAACGGUGUAUGGCUAUGGGCAAGGCCAAGAUAUCGGAUCCGGUUACUCCCCGGAUUCCAAUGGCUACGCGGUCGUCGACUAUUUCCAAACAAGGAGGACCUAAAAGGACUAAGGCACAGGCUUUGAAGUGCAAGAGAUCACCUCCGUCGCAAGGUAGAGAUGUGGGUAGCUCUAAUGCUGAAUUGACAAACAUUAUGCCCACAAUUCCAGUCAAUCCCCCUGAUACUACAUUUACCAAUGGCGGGCACGCAAAGGUAAAUCAAUUCAAGUGUUGCCUCCGACUCAUGUUGGGGGCCAUUUACACUCUUUCACACCCGAAGAGCAACAAAGGUAUGAAUUUUUGUGCACCAAGAACGUUUAUUCGGGUAAGUGUAUUCAUGUUGAAACACUUGAGACUUUGGGCAUUAAAGAUGCAGUUUUAGAUUACCUGUCUAACAUUGGUUGGCGUUGUUUGUUCACUUACCCACAACCUAGUUUCAUUGAACUUGCCCUUGAGUUCUUCUCUACAUUUGUGUUUGAACUGCCUAAACAAUUUGAUGUUAUGCAACCUAAUGUGAUUAGAUUUCGCUUGCUUGGUAGAGUUUUUAAGCUUUCUUUAGCCGAAUUGAAUCUACAUUUGGGUUUUGUGACUUCAGAGGAACUUGAUGAUGACUCUUUCAGUACCGCUGCUUGUGCUUUUGUUAAGCCAUUUUCUGUUUCAUUUGAGAAGUUGUGGAGUGAUUUUUUUCCGUGGAUGGGAAAAUUUGUUUUGAUAAUAACUUGCCUGCCCAUCACCUGAAGGACCCUGCCCUUCGUUAUAUACAGCGUUUUAUUGCUUCCUUUAUUUCAGGGCAUCGAGGUACUUCUAGUAUUUUGACAAAAAUUGAGUUUUUCUUUCUCUGGUGUAUGGCUAAUGGCAUUAAGGUUAACUUAGGGUACUGGCUGGCUGUACAAUUUAGUGAAGUGUUUAAGAAGAAAAUUGAUUUGAUUGGUGCCUUGUUCAUUACUACUCUUGCAUUUUGUUUGGGUGUUCUCCCUAGCAUUGAUGAUUCUGUUAUUUCUAGGUUGCGCCUCCAUCAGGUUGGGUCCAUGGAGUACUUAGAUUUGGCGGUGUUAUUCCACAUGGGAAUGGUUAAGAAAAUUAAUAAUGGAUAUCGUCUUGUUACUCUGUGGCGUCGGCCGUCCCAUCGGGAUGCCAUGCAGUUUGAUGCCAACCAAGGGGCGUCUCCUGUCGAUGAUUCUACUGAGGAUGGCGCUCCUUCGAGAUCCGCCACUGGCACUGCUCUACAGGCGCGUGCAACCGAUAUUGACAUUUUGAAGAAGGACAAUGUUGAGCUUCGUAGCAAACUUGAUGAGACUUUGGUUGGACAAGCAACCCUGCAAGGACAGUUGGACUCUAUUGAAAAGCUCUUGCGCCCGUCAUCGAUCCUAGACGGGCCGGUCGCCCCCACCUAUUCCAAGGAAGUUUCUUUUCUCCGUCUAUUUUUGCAAUAGGGACAUUGCAUGAUUUCAGUGUAGGGGGAGAUUAGAACUUUUGAUUCUCUAUAAUGCUUUAUUUUGAUAUACUUCCCUGCAUGUCCUCUUGUGUAUGUCGAGUUGAGAUUGUUGUGCUUUACUUAGUUUAUUAGGAUCUUGACGUGUUGUUGAUGAAGUUAGAUGAUGUGUGUGCUUAGCCUUCUAACAAAGAA
Molecule: messenger RNA, 6244 nt
Organism: Andrographis paniculata
Lineage: Eukaryota; Viridiplantae; Streptophyta; Magnoliopsida; Lamiales; Acanthaceae
Exons: 4
Coding region: 3566-4999 (477 amino acids)
Source: RefSeq, a predicted model, not a curated record